CCCAAUUCCAUCACCCACUAUUCCAAUUUCUCACCCUCCAAUCGAUGGCGGCGGCGGCGGCGAUGGCGGGGAUCAAGAUCGAUUGGGCGAAUGUGUUCGCCAACUCCUCCACCGACCACGAGCCGGUGGCUGCUAAGCGGGUGCGGGCGGGGCCGGGGGCCACUAAGCAGGCGCAGGCGGCGGCGGAGGGCGUCGCGAGUGCGUCAUCGGGCGACGAGCAGCCGCGAGGGACCCAAGCCCUCCACCUGAGGUUGGAAGCACUGUGCAGCGAGCUCGAACGGCGCGUCGGUGAGCUCCGACCCGGCGAGCGCAGCCCAGUGACCCGCGCGCCCGCGAAGGCAGCUGCUGAUCAGGUACAGGAUGCUCAUUCAGCUGCCGAGAAUGUACAUAAUUUCAAUCAAGAGGACGAGCAGGGGGAACAUGUGGCCUGUAAAUACUGUCUGAAGUCAUCUCCUGUUUUAGUCAGAAGAAAGAAGAAUCAUGAGCAGGCUGAUGGCGAUCGCAAAUUAAAGGGUUGCUCGUCCUGCCGCCAAGAAUGACGACAGCAAAGAACCUGCUCCCCCAGAGGAAAUCUUUGAGGUGCUCAGAGAGAUACCGAGCUUGGAGCGUUCUGAUUUAUUGAGAGCGUACAGCAUGCUCAUCCGCGAUGAUCGUCUGUUCAGAUCUCUCAUGGUGCUGCCUAAGGACAUGUGGAAGGACUGGCUGCUCAUGGAGAUCGAGAACCAGUGAACUGAGGCUUGUGCUGUUUGCGCUGCAUGUACACAGCAACUGACAGCAUCGUGGCAAUUGACAAUGUCGACGAAUGAUCUGUUUAUCUAGUGCUGGUUAUGACAGUAUUCGUUUCCCAGUUUUAGUUAUCCUAGCCUUCUGUUGGACCAUGUAAUGCAAUGCCUGCGAUGUUUUCCUAAGCUAGUAUGAAUCCUCUUCAAAUUGUCAAAUAUGUACUGCUCGUUGUGUGUGACUGUGUGAGCACAUAGUAGUA
Sorghum bicolor (sorghum) is the source of this 982-nucleotide messenger RNA. RefSeq lists its product as uncharacterized. The record is from RefSeq and is a predicted model, not a curated record. The coding region runs from base 45 to 539 and encodes 164 amino acids. NCBI's taxonomy places the organism in Eukaryota, Viridiplantae, Streptophyta, Magnoliopsida, Poales, Poaceae. The transcript has 4 exons.